Molecule: messenger RNA, 816 nt
Organism: Blastocystis hominis
Lineage: Eukaryota; Bigyra; Opalinata; Blastocystidae
Exons: 2
Coding region: 1-816 (271 amino acids)
Molecular function (GO): nucleic acid binding
Source: RefSeq, a predicted model, not a curated record
AUGGACUAUCUCACACAAUUGCAGAGCAGAGUGAAAGAGUAUCUCUUCGAUGAAUUACCACUCGAGAACUCUCCGAGCAUCGAGAGGGACUUUCGUGCAACAACCGUGUGUCCCUUCUGUCACAAGAAACUGGAAAACGACAAAGUGAGACAUCACGCACAUGUGGCAGCUGGGCAGUACAUCUGCACCUGUUGUACCAAGUGUAAUCUCCAACUCUCCUUCAACAAGAAGAACUAUCGUCUACCCGUAUACUUCCACAAUGGGUCACACUACGAUUUCACAUUCAUCAUGAAACUCAUCGCAGCUCAUUCAACCUCUAGUGACUCCUUGGAGGUCAUUCCAACCACUGAAGACAAGGAGAUGCAGAUCGAAUACAAUGGCAUACAAUUCAAGGACUCGUUGAAGCUCAUCAGCAGUCCUCUCAGAUCCAUUGUGGCACAGACACUCGGAGGGAACCUCGAUUUGUACGUGCACACCAAACAACAACUACGCAAAUACUGUGAAUCACGAGGUAAGCAAUGGAAGGACGAGUACAUCGAUCUGUUGACACGGAAAGAACCCAUGUUCUACAGUCUCAUCAAAUCAUACGAGUCAUUGAACAAUACCACCAUUCCUUCUCGUGAACAAUGCAUUGAUGACAUGAAGGGAGAAAUGAUGCCCCAAGACGAAUAUGAACACAUGGUGAAGCUGUGGAAGACCUUCGACAUCAAGACAUGGGGUGAAUACUACGAGUUGUACAAUGUACUCGAUGUAACUCUCAUGGCUGAUGCAUUCGAGCACUUCCGCGUUACCACGACUGAAGGCAUUCGGUGUUGA